Molecule: messenger RNA, 492 nt
Organism: Verticillium dahliae VdLs.17
Lineage: Eukaryota; Fungi; Ascomycota; Sordariomycetes; Glomerellales; Plectosphaerellaceae
Exons: 2
Coding region: 1-492 (163 amino acids)
Source: RefSeq, a predicted model, not a curated record
AUGGCCGGCGAGCAGGAACAGGCCCAAGAGGCUGCGGCAGCGCAGAAGGCCUCGGCCACGCAAAAGUCCGAUCCCGACCCUGAACUCGAGCCUGUCGCGACACCUGCCGUCGCCAACGGGAGCGCGGGGGCGCCCAAGAAGAAGAAGAAGGAAGCCCUCAAGCCCAUCAUAACCACAGAAACUCCCCAGCGAAGAGGCGAGCAGGCGAACAGGCGAACAGGCCAGCAGGCGAACAGGCGAACAGGCGACAGGCGAACAGGUGAACAGGCGACUCGAACAGCACCCACGCGAGCGCCGCUCAGACCUAUCAGAACCGGUCAGAGGCAAGGCCUGAUCAUCAGCAGAGGCUGGCAGGCGGUACUCAGGCGGCGGCACACGCUGCGAGCUGCCCAGUGGCAUGCACAUCGCAGGGGGAGGAGGGGGGUGCUGGCGACGGAGAGGGGGGCUGUCCCUGUCCAGUCUGCUGCUCCCGCUCAGCUCCACGUCCCCUAA